AUAACAAAACAAAUCGUUUAAUCGGUUGUUGAAACGUCGUCGGUUUUGAGCAGAAAACUUUAACUUCCGUUCAGGAAAACACAAUUCUUGGACUUCUUGGCUUCAUGUGGAGUAACAAAUAUGCUUAUCAAGGAAUACCGUAUAUGCAUGCCUCUGAGUGUGGAAGAGUACCACAUAGGACAGCUGUACAUGAUAGCAAAACACAGUGAUGAACAGUCUCAGAAGGGAGAAGGCGUAGAAGUUAUCCAGAAUGUAGAGUGCGAUGACCCUGUCCAUGGCAAGGGCAGGUUCACAGAGAAACGGGUCUAUCUAUCAAAUCGAUUACCAGUCUGGAUACAGAAGUUAGUUUCCAGGUUGUGCAGCUACUUCUAUAUAACAGAGAAGGCAUGGAAUCACUAUCCUCAUACAAUGACAGAAUACACAUGUUCCUUUGUUCCGAAGUUUUCCAUACAUAUCGAUACAAGAUACGAGAAUAACUCAGGGACCACAGAAAAUUGCCUCAGUCUUUCAGAAGCAGAAUUGAGUGAAAGGGAAGUUGUUCCGGUUGAUAUAGCAUACAACAAUGUUCCAGAAAAGUAUUACAAAGAAAAUGAGGAUCCAACAAAGUUUAAGUCGAAAAAGACAGGAAGGGGGCACCUACAAAAGGACUGGAGGGAAACGAGUAAUCCUAUAAUGUGUUCCUACAAGCUGGUACGGGUCAAGUUUGAGCUUUGGGGUCUACAAACAAGAGUCGAAAGCUUCGUGCACAAGGCAAUACAAGAUAUCCUUUUACUGGGUCAUAGGCAAGCAUUUUCAUGGAUCGAUGAGUGGUAUGACAUGACUGAAGAAGAUGUCAGGAAGUACGAACAGCGCCUCCAAGCGGAGACAAACCGAAAGGUUCACCAGGGUCUAGAGAGAACCUCAAGUAGAGAUUCCACCGAUGCCGGAGACGACGACGAAUUUGCCGAUGCCGUGGAGGAUCAAAGCGAUCUCGCCCAAGGAGGAUCAUGAUGAAAGCAAAUCUUGUUCGCUUAGAGAGGCAGGAUACAGCUUCCAUUUAAAGAACAUUACUAAUGAGAGAUUGGAGAGAGUAUUAGAAUAUAUAUGGUGAAGGUUACCUCUUGGAGGACAGACUUGUUUUCCAGAGAAAUAUAUACAUGUGAAAGAUCUGUAACAAAAUAAAUGCAAUGUCUUGUGAAGUAUUUUAUGAAUGAAAAGUUGUCAAGGUUAUUGUCAAGGUGAGAUAAGAGAGGAAUCACAAUACAAUGAAGGUCUUCUUCCCUUUUUUUUUCUCCCUCUCUUUUUGAAGGACAUGUAGAAGGAUAACUUAAUAUUUAAGGUGAAGUAGACCCAUAUCUCAUCACUAUGCAGCGAAUAUCUUUGCCUGUUAACUUUCAAAGGGUAUACAAAGAAAAUGUCAGGCGGUGCUAGAAAAAUAUUUCCCAACUAAUAGAUGAGAAUUCUGUUUUCAUGUUCAGUAUUUUUUCCUCUCCAUCGACCCCUCCCCCAAUCCACCUCUGAUAGCAAUACGUUUUACCAUUCUCAGCUAAGAGUGAUUUAAUUGAAACUAAUCAUUGAAGUCUCUAAAUAGCCAAUGCAGUGUACGAUAUGAGAUCAUUAUUUUUGUGUACAAUUUGGAUAUAUUUCAAUUAAUUUUUUUUUGUUUUACAUUGGUUUAUUCAAUUUUUUCUUCCAAUUAUGAUCGAAUAGAAAAUAGAUUUAUUGUUGCCAACUUGAGGAAUGAAAAAAGAUUAAUUUAGAAAAUUUGGUUAAUGAAACAAAGUCUUUGGCAUGUGAACUCUGCAAGACAGCAGUAGCAUUGGCUGAUGUAAUUUACCCUCAAAUACAGGAAAUCAUGGAUAGAAUGUGGAAAUAUUGAACAAUACGACCCCUGAAAUUGAACUUAUUUCAUUUGGAUAUCCUUUUCACUACAGAGAUGUAAUAUUACCUUGAAGUUCCUCUACGAGGAUGAUAUUAGUAAUGGGAUUAAACCCAGGGGAACAAUAGUAUUGGACACACUGGCUCUGUCUUACUUCCUUUCACAUAAAGACAUAAAGCCAGAAUGGCAUUAACUCUUUAUAAGUAUAAAGUAUAUGAGUUAAUGCCCUUCUGGCUCCAAACUGUUAUAUAUAUGUAUAUACUUACAUAUAUCCUACCUCUUGUGUUUCCUUGUCAAUGUUGAGAGCAAGAAGGGCAUUGACCCUAUAUUAAGUGAUAUGGGUUAAGGCCUUUCUUUUUCUCAGGGUUACGACUUUAGUUGUGAUUGAAUGUUAGACCCCGUUCUCACUCACUUCGUUGGAGCGCUCUGGAGCGCUCUAACUAAGACCCGUUCCUCAGGAGCGGUUCUUAGGUGAGUGAGAACGGUCA
Strongylocentrotus purpuratus (purple sea urchin) is the source of this 2346-nucleotide messenger RNA. Its product is annotated as cytoplasmic phosphatidylinositol transfer protein 1-like. The record is from RefSeq and is a predicted model, not a curated record. The transcript is spliced from 10 exons. Gene Ontology annotation, cellular component: cytoplasm. Bases 121 to 990 code for a protein of 289 amino acids. Gene Ontology annotation, molecular function: phosphatidylinositol binding; phosphatidylinositol transfer activity. Gene Ontology annotation, biological process: phospholipid transport. Lineage: Eukaryota; Metazoa; Echinodermata; Echinoidea; Camarodonta; Strongylocentrotidae.